Molecule: messenger RNA, 399 nt
Organism: Musca vetustissima
Lineage: Eukaryota; Metazoa; Arthropoda; Insecta; Diptera; Muscidae
Exons: 1
Coding region: 1-399 (132 amino acids)
Source: RefSeq, a predicted model, not a curated record
AUGGCUCCACAUUGGGAAGAAGAACGCCGUCACCACCAUCAUCAUCACAGUCCUCAUCGUCCUAUUGUUGAAGUGGAUAUAGUGAAUCCUAUGGGGAGGCCCUACGCCCCACCUCCACCGCGUCGUCCUUUUGUUGAAGUGGAUAUAGUAAAUCCGAUGUCUAGACCGUAUGUCCCACCUCCACCACCACGUCCCAUUGUUGAAGUGGAUAUUGUAAAUCCCAUGGCAAGGCCACCACCACGGCCUAUUGUCGAAGUGGAUAUAGUGAAUCCAAUGUCAAGACCAUAUGUACCACCACCACCCCAAAGAGUAACUACAGAAGUUGUAAUAUUACAAAAUUCUCAACAGUAUCCACCACAACCGCGUGUUGAACACUGGGACAAUUCACCACGUUGGUAG